Zingiber officinale is the source of this 1650-nucleotide messenger RNA. Its product is annotated as glucan endo-1,3-beta-glucosidase 14-like. Lineage: Eukaryota; Viridiplantae; Streptophyta; Magnoliopsida; Zingiberales; Zingiberaceae. The coding region runs from base 298 to 1488 and encodes 396 amino acids. Gene Ontology annotation, biological process: carbohydrate metabolic process. Gene Ontology annotation, molecular function: hydrolase activity, hydrolyzing O-glycosyl compounds. Gene Ontology annotation, cellular component: plasma membrane. The transcript is spliced from 3 exons. The record is from RefSeq and is a predicted model, not a curated record.
GGGAAGAAUCGAUUCUUCAUCUCCACCUUCUGCUUCUCGCCUAACCAUCCCUUCCACCUUCGUGGUUGACACUGUUGUUCCUGGUAGAUCUGGUGCUUUGCUUUCCUCCCGCUAGAGUAUCGAGCUGACCGCGAUUCGGAAGGCGGAGGGCAAGAAUCUCGUCCAUGGCAUGCCCCAGGACAAAGCAAUCAAUGCUUCUUCCUUGUGCUGUUCCAGGUGGAAUACUCCUCCCAGCCGCGCCAGAAAUCCUCGCCUCUUUGCCCUAUUCUUCCUCUUCUUCUUUGGUAGAAGAGAAGGAUGCCCGCCGCGCGCCCUCGUCGUCCGCUCCUCGACUGCUGUCUCGUCAUCGUCAUCCUGCUUCACGGUACUAUGAAUGUUCAAGCUUUUAUUGGUACAUAUGGCAUAAACUAUGGUAGGAUUGCUGACAAUCUUCCUCCACCUGAAAGUGUGGUCACUCUCCUAAAAGCUGCAAAAAUAAAGAAUGUGAGAAUCUAUGAUGCUGACCACAGUGUCAUUCAUGCUUUCAAAGGAUCUGGGAUCGAGUUAAUUGUGUCAAUUCCCAAUGAGCAUUUGAAAGACUAUAAUGUAUAUGAAGAUCAUGCUAUGAGCUGGGUCAAAGAAAAUGUGGAGGCAUUUCUGCCUGAUACUCACAUCAAAGGAAUUGCAAUUGGCAAUGAGGUUUUAGGUGGUUCAGAUCAGGAACUUGAAGAAGCUCUUUUUGGUGCCAUGAAAAAUGUGUAUAACGCACUCAAGAGACUUCAAUUAGAAGAUAAAGUUGAAGUCUCAACUGCACAUUCAGCUGCUGUUUUUGCUAAUUCUUUCCCUCCCUCAUAUUGUACAUUCAGAGAAGAUAUGCUUGUUUACUUGAAACCCAUCCUGGAGUUCUCUUCACGGAUUAAUAGCCCCUUCUAUAUCAAUACUUAUCCAUUCUUGGCUUACAAAAGUGACCCUGAGCAUAUUGAUCUCAAGUACGCCCUUUUCCAGCCUAAUUCUGGCGUUCAUGAUGCAAAAACUGGGCUUCAUUAUGAUAACAUGUUCGAUGCUCAAAUAGAUGCAACUUAUGCUGCUUUGGAAGCUGCAGGUUAUCCUAAUAUGGAAGUCCGGAUUUCAGAGACUGGUUGGUCUUCUUCUGGGGAUGAAAAUGAAGCUGGUGCUACUGUGCAGAAUGCAAGGAUGUACAAUUAUAAUCUACGUAAACGACUUCUCAAGAAGAAAGGGACUCCGUUCAGGCCAAAAAUGGUGGUUAAGGCUUAUGUGUUUGCACUGUUCAAUGAGAAUCUAAAGCCUGGCCCAAGCUCUGAGAAGCAUUUCGGGCUAUUUAAUGCUGACGGGAGCAUAUCAUACAGUAUUGGCUUUACAGGCCUUCGGCCCUCAAGUGCAUCUUCACAACUCUUAUCCUUGAAGGAUCUUCGAAGACAAAGAUGGUUAGCACCAUACACGAUUGCUCUCGCGUACUGUGUAGCAAUCAUUCUGGUUUUCACUAUUUGAUUCGACAAACUGCUUUCAAUUGAUCACUUCUGUGUACCUGACUGCUGCUUUAGUUUGCACAUAGUUCGAACAGAAUUGCUAAAACAUUGUAAUAUAAGAAAUAUGCUCUAACUUCGUUCUUCUUAUGCCUAACAUGAUCCAUGAAAGAAUGAAUUAAUGUCA